This is a messenger RNA of Heteronotia binoei (common prickly gecko), 3288 nucleotides long. RefSeq names its product VPS26 retromer complex component A (gene VPS26A). Gene Ontology annotation, cellular component: retromer complex; endosome. Gene Ontology annotation, biological process: retrograde transport, endosome to Golgi; intracellular protein transport. NCBI's taxonomy places the organism in Eukaryota, Metazoa, Chordata, Lepidosauria, Squamata, Gekkonidae. The record is from RefSeq and is a predicted model, not a curated record.
CGAGGGGCGGGGCAGCGUCGGUCACGUGCUGGGGGCGUGGAGUGGAGCGACAGCCUCUAAGGUCACAUGACAGGGGCGCGGGUAGGCGCUGCUACUGUUGCUUGGGGAGGGGGGCCGGAAUCUGACCGACCAUGAGUUUUCUUGGAGGCUUGUUUGGUCCCAUUUGUGAAAUUGACGUUGUUCUUAAUGACGCAGAAUCACGAAAAACUGCUGAAAUCAAAACAGAAGAUGGUAAAAUUGAAAAACAUUAUCUCUUCUAUGAUGGAGAAUCUGUCUCAGGAAAGGUGAACAUAGUCUUUAAACAACAUGGAAAGAGGCUAGAGCAUCAAGGAAUUAGAAUUGAAUUUGUAGGACAAAUCGAACUUUUCAAUGACAAGAGCAAUACUCAUGAGUUUGUAAACCUAGUGAAAGAGCUGGCCUUACCUGGCGAAUUAACCCAAAGCAGAAGUUAUGACUUUGAGUUUAUGCAAGUUGAAAAGCCAUACGAAUCCUACAUUGGUGCCAAUGUCAGAUUGAGGUAUUUCCUUAAAGUGACAAUAGUAAGAAGAUUGUCAGACUUGAUAAAAGAGUAUGACCUUAUUGUACACCAGCUUGCAACGUAUCCAGAUGUUAACAACUCUAUUAAAAUGGAAGUCGGUAUUGAAGACUGUCUGCAUAUAGAAUUUGAAUACAACAAAUCUAAGUAUCACUUAAAAGAUGUGAUCGUUGGAAAAAUUUACUUCCUCUUAGUAAGAAUAAAGAUCCAGCAUAUGGAAUUGCAGUUGAUCAAAAAGGAGAUUACUGGAAUUGGACCCAGCACCACAACAGAGACGGAGACCAUUGCAAAGUAUGAGAUAAUGGAUGGUGCACCAGUCAAAGGUGAAUCUAUUCCCAUAAGGCUGUUCUUGGCAGGAUAUGAUCCAACUCCUACAAUGAGAGAUGUAAACAAAAAGUUUUCAGUAAGAUACUUCUUGAAUCUCGUGCUAGUAGAUGAAGAGGACAGACGGUACUUCAAGCAACAGGAGAUAAUUCUUUGGAGAAAAGCUCCUGAAAAACUGAGGAACAGCGAACCAACUUUCACCAGCGAUUUGAAAGUCCAGAACCACAAGCAACUGCAGAGCAGCCUGAAAUGUGAACUGGGUGUUGGGGGUGAAAGAACUGUUGAUAGAUUGCAGCUUAAAUGGUGGUAUCAGCCUGUAGGGAAGAAGGCCAAAAUUCUCAUUACAACAGUCUUCCUUCAUCUUACAGUGCUGCAUUUCCCACACUACUAAAACAUUCUUUGAGUAAACAUUCAAAUGUGUGUACAUACAUUUAAAACAAAUGCUUUCUCAAACACUGGAACUUUCUUAAGCUAUUUUAUACUGCACAUUUUAUUUUUGUCUGGUGUGAUGCACUCAGAUACGCGUAAAGCUUAAAAGAAAUCUAGUUAUGUGUUUCCAUGCAUGUAGGCUGGUGCAUUUAAGUUUUGCUUUUCAUUGAUGAUAGACUAAAGCAUUUCUUCUUCCUAUACCACAUUUCAUAUCAUACAUCUUUAGCAUCUGUUACUUGUAUCCUUGGAAACCAAUAAAAGUAUGAUGGCCUAAAAUGUCAAUUUCAGAAUUUAUAAUGGGCUUUUGUCCUAAAACUACUCUGUUCCCCCCAGCAAGUAUCUAAUGUGUACAAAAUAUGUAUUUGCUGGCAUAAUUUUGAGACCAUGCUGUAUUCCAACCUAUUUUUCUGUGUAACUUGGUAGGCAAACUUCUUUCUUGAUCUCAAUUUUGUAAGACGGGAUUGUUCUUCUGAUUAGUUUCUUAGCACUUCCAUCCUAAUAAUUCUGAUGUCUGCCCCUGAGAAGGCUUAUUAGCUUACAGGUAAAUGUAGAUGUACAAUUUCACAUGGAGGGUAAGAUGUGUGUGAAUUUUUAAUACAAGUUUUUAUUAAUUCAAGUAUUGAAUUCCAGUCACAUGCAUAAAACUCUGCUCUCCUUGCACUCAAACCCACAGAUUCAUCCUAUUUCCUUUAAACGGCUCCAAAUGAGGGAAAGCUGUGUGAAUGUGUGUGUUUACCUGGACUGUAUCUUCUCUGCCCUAUGUAAUGAAAGCAAAUGGGCUUACAGAGAGAGGUAUAGUUUUACCAACUGAAUCCUAAGCACGCAUUAAAAGCCUGUGUAAUGAAACAUCAGAUCAUUUAACACUGUGUGAAAUGUAGUGUAUUUGAAUAAAUCUCAGUAACCUUCAGGUGUUUCCACAUGGGUUGUUUUUUUGCCCUAGACGCAAUGCUGGGGGAAGCAUGGCUUUUCCUUGCUUCCCCAUAGCACUGUGGUGCAUCUCCUGGAUUUUCUUCAGUCUUUUCCAAAUUAUCUUCACUGUGAAGUUUCAGGCAGGACAGCAGCAAAGUCUUCUGGCUGGCUGCCAUGUGCGUGGAAAGUUUGCUUGUUCCAGUCCUACCUGCAGUGCAGCUGGUUUCCCCUGGAGCAGCUAUUCCUUCACAUGAUCACCAAGGCUUUUUUUCCCUCUUCUUAAAACUGUCGAUUGAAUAGCAUUAUCAAUAUACCAUUUUACCAAUAUAUUAAUGAGGAUCCCUGAAUUCACAGCUUAAAAACCAAUUCCCUAUCUCCCUUCAUUGCAGUCAUAAGGAAGAAAACAUAUUUCCAAGGAAAGAGGUUAGAGGCUUAGAAGUAUGGAAGCUGGUAAUUUGGAGAAUCUGAUACAUAGACACUAGAGAAACUUGCUGUGUAGAAACCUCAUGGCUGAUGGUGCUCUAUUAGUAGCCACGCAGCAGCAAAAGGGGAAACUAUGCAAGCCUGUCCUCAUGUGGAAACACCUUCCUCUUUCCCCAGUUUAGCAUGUUAUCUGUCUUCAGAACACACCGUAUGUGUUGGGCACCAUAUGGAACCUGCUGAAUGGAAGGCUUCUCACGUUUGUAGUUCACUUGGCUUAUAUACCAAGAAUGUUUCUAAACUUCAGUGCAAGUGUUAUUGGUUACCUUACUUUAUGAGUAAGCAAAAUUACUAAAUCUGUACUUCUGUAAGAACUGUUUUCUUACUCCGGCACUUUGAUAAAAGCAGUCAGAUACUGCUAGUUAGGAUGCUUCUGUUAAUAUGGCUGUCUGUGACUGAGAGAACUAAACUUCCUCAUGUAAGUGCCUGUUCAGAAUCUCAGAAGAAAAGCCAAAUAUUUUCAUGGACACUUGCAUGUUGCUAUCUGGGAACUAUUCUAAGAAAUUUUGAAAACUGAUUGUAUUUAACCAGCCUCAACUUGUGCAACUGUGUAUAAUAGUCAUAAUGAACUGCUAUUUGAAUUAUUAAAAAUAGCUGUAUUCUCACUAAAA